AUGAGGACAUGUUUCGGUCUGCUUUUGUUGGCGCUGGUCGCUGUGCGCGCCUCACGAAUAACGUUCCCAUCCCGAGAUGAAUGUAUCAGUGGAUGCGAAAGAACGCGGGCCGGUUAUAUCCAAAUUUGUUUGAGUCGUCGUGAUCGGGCUAUGUGUAAUGCACUCAGGGAAAUUAGCGAACCAUUUUGCUCAUACUAUUGCGAGAGGAACUUUCCGUCAACGUCGCAUCAGUAG
Messenger RNA from Dicrocoelium dendriticum, 234 nucleotides. NCBI's taxonomy places the organism in Eukaryota, Metazoa, Platyhelminthes, Trematoda, Plagiorchiida, Dicrocoeliidae. The record is from the annotation of a GenBank genome assembly.